AUGUCUGGAAUCUUUGAUAAAUAUCUCAACAUGAUCAAUGGAUCAAAACACACACAUGGUCAAAUGAACACCAAGAUCAACGCUGGUACUCAACGUCAUUCAUAUGUUAAUGGUCAUGAUAAAUAUGUUCCUUAUGAACGCAGAAAAUCUUCAGUUUCUUCUAUUGGUUCAGAUGCUGAAGGUGCUUCAAGAAAUAGUUCAGUUUCAUCUCAACAGGGUAUCACUGAAAGUAUGAAUCCUUCAAAUAAUCCAUUCCAAAACCCAGGUGUCGUGACUGAUGCUCAAGUUAAGAAAGUUUUAAGUGAACCAAACAAUAGGGUUAAUUUUUGA
Messenger RNA from Hansenula anomala, 330 nucleotides. RefSeq lists its product as uncharacterized. The coding region runs from base 1 to 330 and encodes 109 amino acids. The transcript has a single exon. Lineage: Eukaryota; Fungi; Ascomycota; Saccharomycetes; Phaffomycetales; Wickerhamomycetaceae. The record is from RefSeq and is a predicted model, not a curated record.